This is a messenger RNA of Xylona heveae TC161, 1688 nucleotides long. RefSeq names its product Clp1-domain-containing protein. Lineage: Eukaryota; Fungi; Ascomycota; Xylonomycetes; Xylonales; Xylonaceae. The transcript is spliced from 4 exons. Gene Ontology annotation, biological process: tRNA splicing, via endonucleolytic cleavage and ligation. Gene Ontology annotation, cellular component: nucleus; mRNA cleavage factor complex. The record is from RefSeq and is a predicted model, not a curated record. Bases 24 to 1421 code for a protein of 465 amino acids. Gene Ontology annotation, molecular function: polynucleotide 5'-hydroxyl-kinase activity.
CAACAAUUAAGAGCAAUGUCUCAAUGGCUCUACCGGGGCUCAAUCUGUCUGCCGCGACAGAGAUAGCGGCACCUGUUGUACACGAAAUACAAAAAGACUCGGAAUGGCGAUUCGAGGUUGCGUUCGGCAGCAAUGUCGAGGUCAAGCUCCUCUCUGGAACCGCUGAGAUUUUUGGCACCGAACUCGCGCCGAACCAGACAUAUACGUUUUCAGGCGCCAAAGCCGCCAUCUACACAUGGCAUGGAUGUCGCAUUCAAGUGAGCGGUACUUGCCAGGUUGAAUACACAGCAGAGGAGACGCCCAUGGUGAGCUAUGCCAAUGUGCAUUUUGCGCUGGAGAAGCUUCGCCGUCAGGCUGCCAUUGACGGGAGAGAAGGACCUCGUGUCAUGGUUGUCGGGCCCGACAAUGCGGGAAAGACGAGCUUGAUCAGGACAUUGACAGGAUACGCGGCCAAGACUGGAGGACAGCCACUGGUAGUCAAUAUGGAUUCAAGGGAAGGCAUGCUCGGCAUACCGGGCAGUCUCACGGCGGCAGCGUUUGGCACGCUGAUGGACGUUGAAGAGGGUUGGGGAAGUAGUCCGACAUCUGGACCAAGCCCUAUGCCCGUCAAGAUGCCCGUGGUCUACUUUUUUGGUCUUCCCAGUCCUGAGUCCAACAGCGCCAUGUACAAAUCUGUCACGACAAGAAUGGCCUUGGCCGUGACAGAGAGGUUCUCGCGGGAUGUGGCUUCAAAGGAGACGGGUUGUUUCAUCGACACUCCGGGUAUCCUCAGUCAGGGAAAGAAUAAUUAUGAUAUCCUGCAUCACAUUGCUACAGAGUUUUCAGUCAACGUGCUGCUUGUCCUCGGAUCUGAGCGGCUUCACAGCGAUAUGCUCCGACGAUUCGACGGCCAUCGUGCGAGCACCGACGAGCCCAUCUCUGUCAUCAAGCUUCUGAAAUCUGGCGGUGUUGUUGACCGUGAUGAGGCAUAUAUGCGACAUAUGCGCCAGACUCAGAUCCGGGAGUACUUUUUCGGUGACAAUAAGAGCACUCUCAGCCCGCAUACUCAGCAAGUAGACUUUAGUCAGGUGACAAUAUAUAAGAUUGUUGAGCCAUCAACAAUACUCACAUCCCUCCUUCCUGGCGGUGACGAGGACAAUGAUACCGAACCUUCCCGCGGCGGAUUCCAUGGACCUCCCAUUUUCGAAAAAGUCGAGCCUUCGCUGUCAAUGCAGUACAGCAUUCUCGCAGUCACCCACGUCGCACCAAAUAGCCCUCACGAAGACAUUCGUGAUUCGAGCCUGAUGGGAUUUGUCUAUGUUGCUGAAGUCGAUGAGCAGCGGAAAAAGCUGAGGAUCCUCGCUCCUGUCAGCGGAAGGAUACCCAACAAGGCUCUGGUUUGGGGGACUUGGCCUGAAGGAUUCGCAGAUCUGGUUGGGUGAAUCUGAUGGUUUGGCUUGAAAACUAUCUCUUUCAUGUAUGUUAGUUUAACAAAGCUAUUGCCUGGGCCGAAGGGGAACUCGACAAUACAUAGAAGCAUAGACGGGGCCCGUCGCUAUGUAUAGACUUCAACUAUACCAAAAUAUCUCAAAAUCUGACAAUCCCAUUUUAUUAUUUCUGGUGGUUCCGAAGGGGAAUGGAUAUCGUUGGAAAACUGUGGGAAAUAAGAUUACAAAGUAGCCACGAUCAAAUCCUAAUAAAUGGCAUGC